AUGCUUGGAAACAUGAGUAACCCUGUGAAGAAAGUGCCUAUCCAUUUGCAGAGCUCUCAAAACCGCCUGCUCAUCAAGAAUGGCAAAGUGGUGACAGAAGAUGACGUCUUCGACGAAGAUGUGUAUAUUGAGGACGGUAUUAUCAAGCAGAUGGGCAGGAACCUCAUCAUUCCCGGAGGAACGCGCGUCAUCGACGCCAGAGGGAACUACCUGUUGCCGGGCGGGAUCGACCCGCACACCCACUUCGACUUCGAGUUCAUGGGGACGCGGUCGGUGGACGAUUUUUACACGGGAACGAAGUCCGCCAUCGCUGGAGGCACCACCAUGAUCAUCGACUUCGUGUUCCCCAAGGAGGGCGAAUCCCUAUUGGACGCCUUCUACGAGUACCGACGCAAGGCCGACGGCAAAGUGUGCUGCGACUACUCGUUGCACGUGUGUCUGCCCACGUGGUCGGCACACGUGCAGCGGGACAUGGAGACGCUCUGCAAGGAGCACGGCGUCAACUCGUUCAAGAUGUUCAUGGCGUACGAUUUCAUGUUGGAUGACGGGCAGCUGUACAGCGCCUUCGAGCAGUGCCAGAAGCUGGGAGCCAUCGCCCAAGUGCACGCCGAAAAUGGACCUGUCAUCGCGAAGAACGCCGAAAGGUUGUUGGCGCAAGGAAUCACGGGCCCCGAGGGCCACGAGCUAUCCAGACCGGAGGAACUGGAGGCCGAGGCCGUCAACAGGGCUUGCGUUAUCGCCAAACAGGUAGACUGCCCGUUGUAUGUAGUGCAUGUGAUGAGUAGAUCGGCGGCGAAAAAAGUGGCCGAGGCCAGAGACGAUGGCGGCCGAGUGUACGGGGAAACGUUGGCCGCGGCCCUAGGCACUUACGGGGCCCGCUCGGAGCACGAGUGCUUCCGACACUCGGCGGGCCACGUCCUAAGCCCGCCUCUCAGACCCGACCCCGCCACGCCCGAUUGUUUGAUGACUUGUUUGGCACUAGACGUGCUGCAGCUGACAGGCAGCGACAACUGCACGUUCAACAAGUCCCAAAAGGAGUUGGGCAUCGAGAACUUCACCAAGAUACCGAACGGAGUGAACGGCGUCGAGGACAGGAUGUCCGUCGUGUGGGAGAAGGGCGUCCACGCAGGUAUCAUCAGUCCCUCUCGGUUCGUCGCCGUGACCAGCACCAACGCUGCUAAGAUCUUCAAUUUGUACCCGAAGAAGGGGUGCAUCGCGGUUGGCUCUGAUGCGGACAUCGUCGUGUGGAACGGGAACGCCGUGAGGACGAUUUCCGCGCAGACGCAUCACCAGGCUGUGGAUUUCAACAUUUUCGAGGGCAUGCAAUGUCACGGCGUGCCCGAAUACGUCAUCGUCAGCGGCAGGGUGUGCCUGGAGGAGGGCCAGCUGCGCGUGGCCGAAGGGCACGGCCAUUUCGUCGACACGCCGGUGUUCGCGCCCUAUGUGUACGAGCCCGAAAAGAUGGCGGAGCUGAAGCCGACGAGGAACGGGCCCGCGGUGCCGGCAGUAGAACCGCUCGAAUUGGAGGAUGACUUUCGGCUGAUGAAAGUUCAACACGAUUAUAUUCUGGCGAGUACACACGAACCAGAUUCUGUACACACACCUAUCGGUAAGGGUGCCAGACCAGAAGGACAAAGGAACAUCCAGGAAUCUACUUUCUCACUUAGCGAGGAACUCGAUACUGAUAGAAAAUCUUCUAUUCGAGUGAGAAAUCCUCCCGGUGGUAAAUCCUCUGGCUUCUGGUGA
Phaedon cochleariae (mustard beetle) is the source of this 1746-nucleotide messenger RNA. The record is from the annotation of a GenBank genome assembly. Lineage: Eukaryota; Metazoa; Arthropoda; Insecta; Coleoptera; Chrysomelidae.